Messenger RNA from Durotheca rogersii, 6955 nucleotides. RefSeq names its product Ion transport protein-domain-containing protein. Lineage: Eukaryota; Fungi; Ascomycota; Sordariomycetes; Xylariales; Xylariaceae. The transcript is spliced from 5 exons. Gene Ontology annotation, cellular component: voltage-gated calcium channel complex; membrane. Gene Ontology annotation, molecular function: calcium ion binding; high voltage-gated calcium channel activity. The coding region runs from base 208 to 6543 and encodes 2111 amino acids. The record is from RefSeq and is a predicted model, not a curated record. Gene Ontology annotation, biological process: calcium ion import across plasma membrane.
CCCUCAGCAGCCCACCCCCCCCUAAAUUUCUCGAUACAAUUCUCGAAACGAAUUGUGUAUUCCCAUGUGAUGCCAUUUGCUAUCGUCACUGUGACCCCUUUGCCGGCGCGCUCGCUUGCGUAUUGCGCUCAUCGCUUCCUGUCCACCUCUAUAUCCGAUUAAUCAGUGCCAUCUGGAUGACACUACUUAGCCUUACCCGAGUUCACCAUGAAUAGGUCUGCGGCCUCGCCUCGGGACUCGCAGCAGGACGGCUCGCCCUCGACUCAAUCUAUCCCUCUACAGGACCUCGCGAGACAGCAAGACCAACACGAUGCCCAGCCACAAGGUGGGGGGGAUCACAGGAGUUCCCUCGCGGAUCGCAACCUGCCCGUUAUCUCGACGUACUGGGACGGUUUCCAGAACCAGCAGCACCAGCACCCUCACCACAACGAUGCCGAGCCGAGUCCCAAUUCCCCGAUAGACGCCGCUGCUCUGCAGUUCGCUCUGCCUCCCGACAUCACCCCUCCUUCCGCGGCCUUUCCACAGCCGACGCCGUCCGCCCCGCAUCCUUACUCUUACCACACGCCAUACUACGACGAGACGGCGCACGUCGACUACUUCGAAUCCGACAGCUCUCCCUUGACAUCUGCUGCGCAACCUAUAUCUGGUGCCCUAGCCACCCCGCAAGAAGAGGCGCAACCGAGAGACAGUUUCCAGACUGUCUCGGAUAUAGACAAUUCCCGCCCGCGCGAACGGUCUGCUCAGAUGCUCGGGUUCGAUUUAGAAACCGGUUUCGGGCCGGGCAAGCACCGAAGCUAUGGGGAUUCUCUCGCGCCGACUGACAAUCGGUCUUCGCGGGCGCCGAGUACUGCCGGUGCUCUGUACAGAGCUGGGUCCAUUGUUAGGGCUAUGUCUCAGCGUGUUGUCAACAUCAGCAACGAAGGGAAUCCCGAUUCUUUCGAGCAGCAGCAGAGACGGCAGAGAUCGAGAUCCAGGUCGCCGAGCGCUGACGGCCGCGUGUCGCCAAGUCACCUCUCCACCCAGAUUGGGGUCGAUACCUCGUAUCCUUCCUUGGUCUACCCGUCGUCGACCGAAAAGAAGGGCGACGCCGAAUUCACCUACGCGGAGACUGCUUUGCCUGCCCGUCGCGUAGGGCCGAUGCCGAAUCCCCUAAAAGGCCGCUCUCUGGGUGUAUUCGGGCCCGACAAUGUUAUCAGGAGGAGGCUUUGUGACGUGCUCGUCCACCCGUUUACGGAGCCCUUUCUGCUCCUCCUGAUUGUGCUUCAGGCUGUCUUGCUCGCCGUUGAGGCUGCGAACAACGUCUAUCUCCCCGGAAACGAACGACCGCCGUUCUGGGAUAGCUCUUCAGGGAUAAACUGGGCCCUCUUGUCCCUCUUCAUAAUCUUCUCCCUCGAAACUGUCGCUCGGAUAAUCGUCUCCGGAUUCAUAUUGAACGCUGCGGAAUACAGCACCAUUGAUCGAAAAAAAGGCAUCCGUGCUGUUAUCUCGGAUCGAUACGAUGCUGUCUUCCGGCCCCAACGCCAGAAAUCCGUCAAGGCCCCUCAGAAGCCGGCUUUCGGACCUUCGACAUUUGCUCGUUCCUUUACCAUGAUGCAUGGCAGCGUGCCCGAGACGAUAGAAGAGCAGCAGAGGAUGCAGCUCGCACGUCGAGCCUUUUUGCGACAUGGAUUCAACAGGUUGGACUUCAUCGCGGUCGUGUCUUUUUGGAUCGCCUUCGUUCUCAGUGUAACUGGCCUUGAAAUGAAAUACCACAUCUUCGUCUUCCGAAUGCUUAGUUGUCUUCGAAUCGUUCGCCUUCUGGCCCUUACCAACGGAACGGCGAUCAUACUACGAAGUCUCAAAAAGGCCGCGCCACUGCUCGUUCGUGUGUCUUUCCUCAUAGGAUUCUUUUGGCUCCUCUUCGCCAUCAUCGGCGUCCAGAGCUUCAAGUCGAGCCUGAGCCGCUCGUGUGUAUGGCGUGAUCCAUCCCAGCCCGAUAAUUUCUCUGCUACCUACAGAAACGAGAUGCAAUUCUGCGGCGGGUAUCUCAACGAAAACGGCCAGGAGAUGCCCUGGGUUAGAAGCUCAUUCCCGAAUUCCCUGCUCGAUCUAUCCAAUGGGUCGUCGUCUGCCAAGGGUUACAUUUGCCCCCGGAAUUCCAUCUGCCUAGAACAAUCGAGUCCGUAUAAUGGCACCGUCAGUUUCGACAAUAUCAUCAGCUCGCUGGAGUUGGUCUUCGUGAUUAUGAGCGCCAACACUUGGUCCGACCUCAUGUAUUACACGACCUAUUCGGAUUUCCUUCCCGCUGCCCUGUUUUUCGGUGCCGGUAUCAUGAUCAUGAUGCUAUGGCUGACUAACCUGCUUAUUGCCGUCAUCACUUCCUCUUUUCAAGUCAUCCGAGAGGAAAGUAAGGCCAGCGCUUUCACGGCGGAUAAGGACUUCCAGAUCCCCGGCACUCAAGAAGAGGGAUCGCAGCGGGUAUCAUUACUGCAGAAACUGUACAACGCAACCUGGAUAUUUUGGGUGCUAAUCAUUGCGUACGAACUCUCCUGCCAAGCUUGGCGAAGCUCGGAAAUGUCGGUGAAACGGGCCAGAUUCAUCAACAUAAACAGUGUUGUAGUCACGAUCUUGUUGGAUAUAGAAAUCGCCAUCAGGUUUGCAGCGAACUGGAAGGCCUUCCACCGAAACGCCCGAAACAUGUUCGAUCUUUUCCUCGCAGUCGCAAACACGAUCAUCAUUCUGCCUCCGAUCUUUAACAGCGGCCAAGUGUACGCGUGGUUAACGCUGUUCCAGAUUUUGAGGUCCUAUCGCGUGGUGUUGGCCAUACCGAUCACGGGGAAGCUGAUCGUGCUUGUCCUCGGAAAUGCCUCUGGUAUCGUGAAUCUUAUCGCCUUCGUGUUCUUGAUCACCUUUAUCGUGGCCAUUCUGGCAGUACAGCUCUUCCGAGGCGAGUUGCCGCUGGUUGACGACAGCGGAGAGCUGGUUAAGAUUUCAUUCUACAACGUCUUCAAUUCGUUCCUCGGCAUGUACCAGAUAUUGUCCAGCGAAGGCUGGACGAGUAUCCUAUACGAUGUGACGUCAUAUACCGAGAUUUGGAAGACGUCCUGGUACGGCGCGAUAUUCCUUAUCUCCUGGUUUAUCAUGUCGUACUUUAUUCUCGUCAACAUGUUCAUUGCUGUCAUCCAAGAAAACUUCGAUGUGUCAGAGGACGAAAAACGACUGGAGCAAGUCAAAGCCUUUCUUCAGCGCAAGGAACUGGGCAGCAACGCGAGCAGUAACAUUACACUCUCCGACAUUUUCUCCUUUGGGCGGUCUAAAAGGAGAGAUCCACUGGACUACGGCCCGGCAACGAUGGAAAUGCUGUUGAAGGAUGCGGUUGUGCGGGAAUUUCUCGACGAUACGAUGGAACAGUUGAACCAAGAUGCUGUCGACGGUUCGUCGCCUCGAGAUGAUGCACUGCGCGGUGAUGUCCGGCCCGGGUUUUUCUCCUCCGUAUGGAGUAGAAUCCGAGGCUUAUUCACAAGCCGGGAGCCGAAUCCGUUUUACUCCAACAUACGCUUCGAUGGACCUAACGAUACUCUCGACGCUCGACAAAUGGCUCGUCAGGCUGUAUCUGCGACCGCGGAACGCCGCAAAGCCCAGCGGGAAUACCUCGCCCGCCACCCUACCUACAACAACUCCCUCUAUAUUUUCACGCCCAAGAACCCUAUCCGACGUCUCUGUCAGCGGCUUGUCGGGCCAGGAAGGGGCAACGAGAGAUUCGAGGGUGUAGAGCCAAAUAAGAUUGCUUGGUAUGCAUUCACAGUAUUUAUAUAUGCGGCCAUCAUCGCCAUGGUGAUUCUAGCCUGCAUCACCACUCCCCUAUACCAGAAGGAAUACCUCGAAGCGCACAAUGCGGAAAAUCGGUAUACCAGCUGGUUUGUCUGGGUCGACCUCGGUUUCGCGAUACUCUUCACUGUGGAGGCAGCGAUCAAGAUUAUCGCGGAUGGUUGGUUCUUCACGCCGAAUGCCUACUAUAGAAGCUCGUGGGGCAUCAUAGAUGGCGUGGUUCUCAUCACCCUCUGGAUCAACGUGAUCACGCUCCUCGCCAGCGACGGAACCGUCUCUAGGGUCAUCGGUGCCUUCAAGGCGCUUAGGGCUCUCCGUCUACUCAAUAUCAGCAACAGCGCAAGGGACACUUUCCAUUCCCUAAUCAUAGUGGCGGGGUGGAAGAUUAUCAGCGCUGCUCUGGUCUCGUUGUCGUUACUCAUCCCAUUCGCCAUUUACGCCGUGAACUUAUUCCAUGGCCAAUUCUUACAGUGUAACGACGGCGACCUCACCAGCCUUGUCGACUGCUUCGGCGAGUAUGAGAGCUCGCCCUCGAACCCAGAUUGGCCGCUGCUAGCCCCGCGUGUCGCAAGCAACCCCUACUUCAAUUUCGACGACUUCGCUUCCUCGUUAUUCAUUCUCUUCCAGAUUGUCUCUCAGGAGGGCUGGACCGAUGUGUCGUUCGCCGCACAAGCGAUCACUGGUCGUGGCAGCCAGCCCGAGGACAUGGCUGCCCAAGGCAAUGCCAUGUUUUUUGUGGUAUUCAACCUACUUGCUACGGUUUUCGUGCUGACCCUAUUCAUCUCCGUCUUCAUGCGAAACUACACAGAACAGACCGGGGUUGCCUUCCUUACAGCAGAGCAGAGAUCCUGGCUUGAGUUGCGGAAGCUUUUACGCCAGAUUUCGCCGUCGAGGAGUUCGUACGAUGACUCGGAAAAUAAGUGGAAGAAGUGGUGCCACAAGCGAGCGAUCGAGAAGCGAGGCAGAUGGUAUACCGGGAUAACGGCUGUGCUUGUCCUUCACCUAAUUCUCCUAAUGUUGGAGUAUUACCCCGAGCCAGUCGAGUGGUCCAUGACGAGAGAUAUCAUCUUCCUACUCUUCACGCUUAUCUAUGUCGCCAACGUCACCAUUCGCAUUGUCGGCCUGGGCUGGAAGCGCUUCAGGAGAAGCACCUGGGACGUCUUCUCGUUGGUAUCCGUCUGCGGCGCUCUAGUCACUUCGGUGGCAAUCAUCACGAUGCAGCAGAACCAGACACUAGCCCAGCUCCAUAAAUAUUUCCUCGUCAGCAUCGUCCUCCUCCUCAUUCCGAGAAAUGACGCGCUAGACCAACUUUUCAAAACGGCAGCAGCAAGUCUGACAACAAUUAUUAACCUGCUCGCUACCUGGCUGGUGUUUUUUCUCAUGUUCGCUGUCGCGCUGACGCAGACCUUCAGCCUGACUCGCUUCGGGGAAAGCGAGAAUGUCAAUAUUAAUUUCAGGACGGUCCCGAAUGCGCUGCUGCUUCUCUUUCGGAUGAGUGUGGGCGAGGGCUGGAACCAGAUCAUGGAAGACUACGCAAACAUUGAGCCGCCACUCUGCGUUGAGGACCCGGAUUUUUUUAACAGCGACUGCGGCAGUACUAACUGGGCUAGAUUCCUGUUUAUUGCUUGGAACCUCGUCAGCAUGUACAUCUUCGUCAACCUCUUCAUCUCGCUCAUUUACGAGAGUUUCAGUUACGUGUACCAGCGCUCGAGCGGAAUGGCACACAUCGAUCGGGACGAGAUACGGAGAUUCAAAGAGGCGUGGCGCAGCGUCGACCCGAACGGAUCGGGCUACAUCAGCAAGGAUGCGUUCCCAAGGCUAUUGGGCGAACUAUCCGGCGUCUUCGAGAUGCGGAUUUAUGAUUCGGAAGACUCGAUCCGUCAGAUCUUGGAGGACAUCCGAAACGAUGAGACGCCCACCAGACACGCCUCGACCGCUUCUGCAAGCGGCCUAGGCGGAGUGAACAUCCGAAGACUGAACGAUAGACUGGCCCAAAUCGACGUGCGGAAAGUCCGAGAACGACGCCGCCGGUUCAACAUUUUCUACGAGGAGGUGAUGGUCUCGGCCGACCCCGUCCAGGGUAUCUCUUUCACCAUGGUGCUCAUGAUAAUGGCUCACUACAACAUUAUCAGCGACAGUAAGAGCUUGAGACUUGAGGAAUUCCUACGGCGUCGUGCGCGCCUACAACGAGUAGAGGAAGAAGUUCGCCGGAGGGUCGUCGUCGGCUUCUUCGACACUGUGUACUGGUCCCGGCAAUUCAAGAGGCACUUGGAGAAGAAGCGAUCAGCACGGAUGACGGCGAUCCCGCAGCUGGACGUGCCGGAUAUCUUCGUAGACGACGAGGAUGACCGUCAGCGGGCGGCGCAACAGCGCACGACAAUGGCAGCCCCGCCUGCUAUCACCACUUCGUCGGAUCUCCUCGCCGUAGCCGACGCGGCACGGCCGCAACACCGAAGCUGGUCUUCGAGCGCCGACAUAUCGACGUACGACUCCUCCAACAGGCAUCCCUUGAGCCUGCCGCGGGCGACGCCCUCGAUGCCCGGGCAUCAUUCUCGCAAUUCGGCCCUGAGCUUUGAGCUGCAGGAGUCCGGUCCACCUUCGGGCGAAAACAGCAGGCGUGGUAGCUCGGUGAGUCCGGCCCAGGUGCGAGAAUUACUCGACGACUCCGUGUGGGUGGAAAGCAUCCGGCGAAGCGCGACCAUACGAAGAUCGGUGCGGCGGCCGGGGCCUAGAUGAGGCGGCAAGGGAGGAGAAGAGAGAUCGAGGUGACGUAAGCUCCGUUACCACCGCCGCUAUCACCAUCACCACUACUACAUGCGCCACAUGAUAAGAAGGGUAGCUAUAGACUAGACUAGCGUAACGACGGCUUAAGAUAAUCGAGAAUAUAUCUGUGUACAGGGCAUCCCAUAUGCCGAACGCCGCGGGGAAGGGGAGGGGGUAAGGUUUUCCGGGCAACGUGUAUGAAAAAAAAGAAAGGGGGGCGGAAUUGAUUUGCGGCAAACGGCUUGGGACGAUAUCAGCAGGCGUUCUCGGCACUGGCGGGGCAGAGUUGGGUGGGAUUCGGCAUCAAACACCACGACAGAAUCGGCAGGGUCUCGGUCUCCUCUAGUUCCCUUAGGCGUGUAGGGUGCAGGUAUCCUGGGGCAUC